This is a messenger RNA of Iphiclides podalirius (scarce swallowtail), 402 nucleotides long. The record is from the annotation of a GenBank genome assembly. NCBI's taxonomy places the organism in Eukaryota, Metazoa, Arthropoda, Insecta, Lepidoptera, Papilionidae.
AUGGUCGUCGCGUGGUGGACUACCCUAACACCCUCUGUGCGGAGGAGGGCUUCGCCCAGCAGUGUGGCUGAAACACGCGAAGACAAAGAGGUCGCUCGCGCCUUGCAUCGGAUCCGCCAGUGCAAAAAGUGCAAGGGGCACAAGGAAGCAUGCGCCAAACAAAAGCCGGCUAAUGAAAUGCGGAGCGCGCGGCGCGGCCAUCCUUCCGGCGAGACGCGUGUAACCGAAUGCCCCCCCCCCCCCCGCCCUCCUCCUACGCCCCCCACUUCCCCGCUCCCCGUCCGCCCCCGACAAUGUUGCGUAAUGAGCCGUUCGCCACGCAACAGCUGGCCAUGUCUCGCUAGUUCCUGUCGAGCGUACGAUACAGCGGCCGGCACUUCGAACUUGGGUCCACGGCUCGAG